UAAUAACCAAAAUAAUAUUUGACAACUGACAAGAAAACAAAAUAAGCUACCAUAUAAAAUAGCAAUUAAAUGGAUUUGGAAAAGGAAUAAAGGCAAGUAAAAGCGCAAACGCAAGCUGUAAUCUAAGCCGUGGAAAGCACCAAUUCAACCAUCAGCCAACGGUCACCAUCUCUUCUUGCCAACAAAACGUGAAAAAACAAAACCAGAAACUAUAAUGCUUUGGGGUAGAUUCUUUUCCGUGAGCGGCGGUGCAUUCGGAACGCAGAAAGAAAAACGAAAAAAAAAUUUUGGGAAACAGAAAACAGCGCUGUUAAAAGAGUAGGUGUGGUUGAAAAUUUUUGGUGAUUUGUUCAAGCUCAUUGGCGGAGUUUCCUAUAAUCAAAAGCUGAAAAAGCGGCCAUUUUUCUUAUAUAUUACGCGCUUCAUUUAAGCCAGCUCUCUCUCUGUUCAGAUAUCAAGGCUAGGUGUUGACACUUUUCCUUCCUUUAUAGUGUGAGAUGGCUACAACAUCAGCAACUACCUUCUUGAUUGGAUCAACUGUCUCCUUUAGAAGCAGAGGGAGCCUACUUCCCCAAACAAAACCUUUUGCUGUAAGGUUCACCUCCCAUAAUUUACUUGCAAGUUUCUGUGGUCUCAAGGCAGCAACAUCUGUGAACUGUGAAUCCGUAUCCUCCUUCCUAGGCAAUGAAAGCAGUGCAGCUCUUAGAGGCUCUUUUGCACUAAAAGCACAGAAAGCAAACCAGAGGCCUCAGUAUGGCCUACAGCCUCUGGCAACUUACAAAGUGGCAAUACUUGGAGCUGAUGGAGGGAUAGGUCAGCCAUUGGCACUUCUAAUCAAGAUGUCCCCGCUAGUUUCAGCCCUGAACCUCUAUGAUAUAGAAAAUGUCAAGGGAGUUGCUGCUGACCUCAGUCACUGCAAUACUCCAUCUCAAGUUCUGGAUUUCACUGGUGCUUCUGAAUUAGGAAAUUGUUUGAAGGGUGUGAAUGUAGUGGUUAUUCCUGCAGGAGUUCCAAGAAAGCCUGGUAUGACUCGUGAUGACCUCUUCAACAUCAAUGCCAACAUUGUGAAGACCUUGGUCGAGGCUGUAGCUGAUAACUGUCCUGAUGCCUUCAUCCACAUUAUUAGCAAUCCAGUUAACUCUACAGUACCAAUUGCUGCUGAAGUUCUGAAGCAGAAGGGUGUUUAUGAUCCAAAGAAGCUUUUUGGUGUUACCACAUUGGAUGUUGUGAGAGCUAACACAUUCGUUGCUCAGAAGAAAAACCUUAAGAUUAUUGAUGUGGAUGUUCCAGUUGUAGGCGGACAUGCUGGUAUCACCAUUUUACCCUUGCUGUCAAAGACGAAACCCUCUGUUAGCUUUACUGAUGAAGAAGUGGAGCAAUUAACUGUGAGGAUUCAAAAUGCUGGGACAGAGGUUGUGGAGGCGAAGGCAGGUGCAGGGUCUGCCACCCUGUCCAUGGCCUAUGCAGCUGCAAGAUUUGUUGAAUCAUCCCUUCGUGCUCUGGAUGGAGACGGGGAUGUCUAUGAGUGCUCUUUUGUGCAGUCAGAUCUGACUGAUCUUCCAUUCUUUGCAUCCAGGAUCAAGCUUGGAAGGAAAGGGAUUGAAGCUUUGGUUCGAUCUGACCUUGCAGGGUUAUCUGAGUACGAAGAGAAGGCUUUGGAAGCUCUUAAGCCAGAGCUGAAGGCCAGCAUUGAGAAGGGAAUUGCAUUUGUGCAGAACCAACCGAUCACUGCUUAAAACUAAAGUUUUUGAAGCUCUAACCUCCUCAAAAUAAUGUUUAAGAGAGAGAUAACUAAGUCUGGUGAUUUUGUUCGAUUUCUCCCUUCAUCAGUACUCUCAGUUUUGUAGAAUGGGAAGUUUUUUAGUUUCCUUUUCCAAUGAUGAUCACAGAGCAGGAAAUUUAAAGGGUAUUUUGGUGCUGUAGAUGAGAAGAAUGUAAUCAUUUGUUAGAGUUUGUUACAUUACUUUUAUUACUGUAUAAUUGAGUGCUAAAUUCAACUUUCUUUAAUACUAAUGAUAAGAUUUUUGUUGAUAGCUUCA
This is a messenger RNA of Durio zibethinus, 2039 nucleotides long. NCBI's taxonomy places the organism in Eukaryota, Viridiplantae, Streptophyta, Magnoliopsida, Malvales, Malvaceae. The record is from RefSeq and is a predicted model, not a curated record.